AUGUCCCAGAAAGCUCCCAACGCCAGAUCCCGGUCUCCGACAAAGUCGCCCAGCAAACUGCAGUACAAAUUGCUGGCUCCGGACCUGGGCACAGAGUAUGUUAAUAAUACCAAUAUAAAGGUGAUUGUGCGGUUCAGGCCCGAAAAUGAGAUGGAGAAGGCCAGCGGCGCCACGAAUAUUGUCGAAUACCACCCAGAUAACCAGAGCGUCUCUGUCACUGUGGCGUCGAAUACCAGCAAUUUCACGUUUGACCGGAUAUUCGACGAGCACACGGAGCAGGAAGAUAUCUUCAAUUACUCGGUCAGACAGACCACCAACGACCUGGCAUUGGGCUAUAACGGAACCGUGCUAUGCUAUGGCCAGACAGGAUCCGGAAAAUCGUACACGAUGAUGGGCGAUCUGCACGACGAGAGAAAUAAAGGUCAGACUCCGCGGAUAUUCGAGCAGAUAUUCCAGGGCAUUGAGAACUCGCCCAAGACGCUCGAGUACACGGUCGGCGUCUCGUACUUGGAGAUAUAUAACGAGAAUCUGCGGGACUUGCUCAAUCCAAAGAACAAUUCCAAGCUGGCGAUCCAUGAAAACAAGGUCGAUGGUGUCUAUGUGAGCAACUUGGAGACUCUGUAUGUGUCAAACCUCAACGAUGUGUACACUAUUCUGGACCAGGGAAACAAGAACCGAAGCGUUGGUUCCACGAAUAUGAACGAGCAGAGCUCACGAUCGCACGCUAUCUUUCAAAUUCGAUUGAGCUCCAAGAACUUGGAGGACGGGAUAAUCAAGACAGGCAACCUGUUUCUAGUCGAUCUGGCAGGUUCAGAAAAAAUCGACAAAACAGGUGCUUCUGGACAGCUUUUAGAGGAGGCCAAGAAGAUCAACUCGUCGCUCUCUACGCUUGGAAAUGUCAUCAACUCUCUCACGGACGGCAAGUCCACGCAUAUCCCUUACAGAGAUUCCAAGCUCACGCGUAUUUUGCAGGAAUCGCUCGGAGGAAACUCCCGAACCACGCUAAUCAUCAACUGUUCGCCUUCUUCGCUCAAUGAUCAGGAAACGCUAUCCACGCUCAGGUUUGGGUCGCGGGCCAAACAUAUCAAAAACAGUGUCCACAUCAACAGCGAGUUGAGCAACCAUGAGCUCAAGAAACGAUUUUUCGACCAAGCCAAAAUUAACGAAGAGAACAUCCGAAAAAUACAGAAGCUGGAGACACGGAACCAGGAGCUGGAAGAAGAGAACGGACAAUUGAAAGAAGAGCUCGCGAAGUUCAAGGAGCUCAUAAACAUGAAAACCGCUUCGGACGAAGUGGCCAAACUGAACGACACGAUCAUGAUGCUGAAGUCGUCUCAAUUGGUCAUGACCAGAGAGCUGGAGCAAAAGAACGCACAUAUAGCAGAGCUCGAAAGCAAAGCGAACGAGUCUGUUGAGAGCGCUUCAAAGCUCGAGGCUUUGGAGAAGGCCAUCGAGCAUUUCUCCGAUCACAUUGAGCAGAUCGAAGGACAGAAUAAACAGCUGAAAAAGGACAUCCAUGCGUUGCAACAGAUGAGUAAUCAGAAAACUAAUAAGAUCCAAGAGUUGGAGCAACAGCUGAAAGCACAGGAGAUGCUUGUGGAGCAAGAUACACAGAUGUUUGAGCAGAAACUCAAUCAUUUGAAAGGACGUGUGUCCUCGCACAGAUCAUUAAAACAGCGGACGGUAUCAGGUGAAAAGGAGAAUUCUGGGUCGAGCAUUGCAUCGCGCACGCGGCCGUCUACCAAAAAUCGGAUAGGACUCAACCUGAGGAUUGUGAAGCCAAUGAGAGGUGGUCAACAAGGGACAUGA
Molecule: messenger RNA, 1809 nt
Organism: Ogataea angusta
Lineage: Eukaryota; Fungi; Ascomycota; Pichiomycetes; Pichiales; Pichiaceae
Exons: 1
Coding region: 1-1809 (602 amino acids)
Biological process (GO): microtubule-based movement
Molecular function (GO): microtubule motor activity; ATP binding; microtubule binding
Source: RefSeq, a predicted model, not a curated record